AAGGGUCCCAAGGAUUCGAGCCAUCAUCCUUCCCUGCUCUUCCAGGUGCAUCAGCAGGGAAAGAGUUCGCAAGUGGAGCAGCUAGGACUUGAACCAGUGCCUGUAUAAGAUGCUGGUAUUGCAGGCUGGGACUUUAACCUGCCACACCACGGAGCCAACCUCUUAUGUUACAGGAAGAACUAAAAAUGGCUGAACUUCCAGAUGACCAGGAUACUCAAUUGUGUAACAACUGCAAAAAAGAAAUUCCUGUGUUUAAUUUUACCAUCCAUGAGAUCCACUGUCAAAGGAACAUCGGUGUGUGUCCCGUCUGCACGGAACCAUUCCCCAAAGCGGACAUGGAGACUCACAUGGCUGCAGAGCACUGUCAGGUCACCUGCAAAUGUAACAAGAAGUUGGAAAGGAGACAACUAAAGAAGCAUGAGGAGACUGAGUGCCCUCUGAGGCUUGCUGUCUGCCAGCACUGUGGUUUGGAACUGUCUGUUCUCAAACUGAAGGAACAUGAAGAUUACUGUGGUGCCCGGACAGAGCUAUGUGGCAGUUGUGGGCGCAAUGUCCUUGUGAAAGAUCUGAAGACUCACCCUGACAUUUGUGGGAGAGAAGGGGAGGAAAAGAGAAAUGAGGUUGCCAUACCUCCCCAAGCAUAUGAUGAGUCAUUUGAUCAAGAUGGAAUCUGGAUCGCAUCCCAACUCCUCAGACAAAUUGAGGCUCUGGACCCACCUGUGAGGAUACCCCGGAGGCCCCUGAGAGACUUUGGGUCAGACUUUUUUCAUAAUAGGACUACCAACCAAAGGAACAUGCCACCUCAGUUUCCAAUUCAGAAUAAUCUAUUUGAAGAACAAGAAAGGCAGGAAAGGAAUAGAAGCCGACAGCCCCUCAAAGAGGGUGGUGAAGACAGUGCGAACUUGGACUUCAUGUUGGCCCUAAGUCUGCAAAAUGAAGGCCAGUCCUCCAGCUUAGCAGAGCAGGACUUCUGGAGGGCCAUUUGUGAGGCAGACCAGCCUCAUGGUGGUCCCGCUUCUCUGAACGACAUAAAGGGUGCCGCUGAUGAGACCGUGUUGCCUUGCGAGUUCUGUGAGGAGCUCUACCCAGAGGAGCUGCUGAUUGACCAUCAGACAAGCUGUAACCCUUCACGUGCCUUCCCAUCACUCAGUACUGACAGCUCUUCCCCCAGAGGGAUGGAGGAUUCUGAUGUCAUCUUCCAGAAUUUUCUGCAGCAGGCUACAAGUAACCAGCUAGGCUCUUUGAUGGUCCUGAACAAUUCCCGCCCUGUGGAGGAGAGUGUCAUCAUCCCCUGUGAAUUCUGUGGGGUACAGCUGGAGGAGGAGGUGCUGUUCCAUCACCAGGACCAAUGUGACCAACGUCCAGCCACAGCAAACAACCAUGUGUUGGAGGGGAUUCCCAGGCGGGAUUCCCAGCUUCCAAAGACCUCCCCAGAGCUGCCUCGGAGGCGUGUCAGACACCAGGGAGACCUGUCUUCUGGCUACAUGGAUGACAUCAAGCAGGAAACAGCUCAAGGGCCCUCUGGCAGACCCCUUAACAACACGACAGUUACCUGUAACCAACUGCCAAAAUCAACAUCCAGCCGCAGACCUGGGUGCCAAGCCAGCCCUUCUCAUGUGCUGAGACUGAACAGCUCAGCCAUCCAGGACGCUGGGGGACAGAAUCGAAGUAGCCAGAAUGGGGCCAUGGCUGCUGGGCACGUUCCAGUGAUGCAGCCCGUUCUCAACCCCUACCCAGAAACCCUUGUGUCCUCUUCCCCUCGUGGGCCUGCAGGGAGGUGUGGAGCAAGUGGUAGGAGUGAAGGUGGCAGGAACUCCCGGGUCACCCCUGCAGCCACCAACUACCGCAACAGAGCUGUGAAGGCAAAGCCCCCAAAGCAGCAGGGCGCUGGGGAUGCAGAGGAGGAAGAGGAGUAGAGGGGUCUGCAGGCCCUGGCGCUGGCUCCCACCUUGGAUGCCCGGCAGCGCCUGCCUGGGCCCUGCUCCGUGGGCAGGGGUGUUUUUCCAGAUUGUAACUUUUUCUAGGUUACGGCUACUUUGUGUCUUUUGAGAUUGUGCUCUGGGGUUUGUGGGCUUGGGGGUGGUCACAGGGAGGCUGUUGAGAAACGUGUUGGCCUUAGCUGCCAGCUUUUGGCAGCAGUGAAACAGGAGUUACGGCCUCUUGGCCCGCCCACCAGGGCCCCAUCUUUUGGUAAGACUGUCACCACUGCUUCUUGGUGCUGUGUGUUCCUGGUGGAAGGGAUGGAAGGUUCUAGAAUCCUGGAGUCUAUGAGUAAAAUGAUUCUGUUCCCAUGGGGGCCUCAAUUGGGAGUUUUGGAGUAACCUGUCCCAUGCUGUGCCCCGGGCCACUCCUACUCUGGACAUCUGGUGUGUGGAGGAGUGAUAUGUGCUGGGAACACACCUUCAGAGAUGCGUUGAGCUGGAGGUGUGUGGACUGGGGCCUGAUAAGGGCUGCUGCUUCAGCAUUUGGCAUCGCUGCCUUCAGUUGCUGGUAGGGGUCAUGAGUCCUUUGUCCUCACUGCCCUGUACAUGGGGAGGCCUGAGGGGGUCCCUGCCCCUGCUAGUGCCACGCUGGACUGUGUCCUCACUGGGACUGAGGCCCUAGCCCCGUGCUGGCUCUGAAAUCCAAGUGUCAGAGAUUAUUCCCCUUCUUUUUAUUUUUACUAUUAUAAUUAUUAUCAAGUUCCUUGUAAUAGAAAAUAAAGUUUGUACUUGGAGUUUAGCUAA
Lepus europaeus (European hare) is the source of this 2726-nucleotide messenger RNA. RefSeq names its product TRAF-type zinc finger domain containing 1 (gene TRAFD1). Gene Ontology annotation, molecular function: zinc ion binding. Lineage: Eukaryota; Metazoa; Chordata; Mammalia; Lagomorpha; Leporidae. Bases 165 to 1916 code for a protein of 583 amino acids. The record is from RefSeq and is a predicted model, not a curated record. The transcript is spliced from 12 exons.